Molecule: messenger RNA, 646 nt
Organism: Acinonyx jubatus (cheetah)
Lineage: Eukaryota; Metazoa; Chordata; Mammalia; Carnivora; Felidae
Gene: NHLH1
Product: nescient helix-loop-helix 1
Exons: 1
Coding region: 207-608 (133 amino acids)
Biological process (GO): regulation of transcription by RNA polymerase II
Molecular function (GO): RNA polymerase II cis-regulatory region sequence-specific DNA binding; DNA-binding transcription factor activity, RNA polymerase II-specific; protein dimerization activity
Source: RefSeq, a predicted model, not a curated record
UCGGCCCCCAUCAACUUCCCCUUCUCUCCUCCAGGCUCCGGACUGGAACCCUGACCAUGGGACCUUGAAGUGGCUCUCACCUCCUCAGCUCAGUGGCAGACCCCACUCCCCCAGGCCCUUCCUGCCCCUCCCACAACCAGCUUGGAGGCUCCCGGAGGGAGGGGUGGGGAGGGGAUCCUGAUCUCACCGGGCAGGGGGCCUCCAUCAUGAUGCUCAACUCAGACGCGGUGGACCUCGACCUGCCUCCCACCCACUCGGAGACCGAGUCGAGCUUCAGCGACUGUGGGGGCGGGGCGGGCCCCGACGGGGCGGGGCCUGGGGGUCCCGGAGGGGGCCAGGCCCGGGGCCUGGAGCCCGGAGAGCCCGGCCGGAAAGACCUCCAGCACCUGAGCCGGGAGGAGCGGCGGCGGCGGCGCCGGGCCACGGCCAAGUACCGCACGGCCCACGCCACGCGGGAGCGAAUCCGCGUGGAAGCCUUCAACCUGGCCUUCGCCGAGCUGCGCAAGCUGCUGCCCACGCUGCCCCCCGACAAGAAGCUGUCCAAGAUCGAGAUCCUGCGUCUGGCCAUCUGCUACAUCUCCUACCUGAACCACGUGCUGGACGUCUGACGGGGCUGCCUCGGCCUGGCUGGGGUCCCCCCGCCUCU